Molecule: messenger RNA, 2188 nt
Organism: Xylona heveae TC161
Lineage: Eukaryota; Fungi; Ascomycota; Xylonomycetes; Xylonales; Xylonaceae
Product: terpenoid synthase
Exons: 6
Coding region: 231-2003 (590 amino acids)
Biological process (GO): biosynthetic process
Molecular function (GO): geranylgeranyl diphosphate synthase activity; intramolecular lyase activity
Source: RefSeq, a predicted model, not a curated record
UGCCAAUUGACUGCCAACUGAAUUCACUCGCGCCGUCGUAGGAUCUAUUGAUCGAAAAUCCGUUCAAUGCAUUCCCAUCCCAAUCUUCGCAACCGGCUGUCCCUUCAUACAGAAAGCGUUACUUGGGUUAUAACAUCUCGUUGCUUGGCAUAUUCAGUCCUGGAAAUUGAACAAGCGACCGGUUGUGAGUGAGCAAAACUUUUCCCUGUGCUCAUAUUAUCGAGCAGAAAAUGGGCUACGACUAUCUUCUUGUGCAUCUCAAGUACACCAUACCGCCUGCAAUACUCUUGACACUAGUUACACGUCCACUCUUAACACUAUUAGAUGUAUAUAAAAUUAUCUUUUUAAUACUGGUUGCUCUGAUCUCAACUAUACCUUGGGAUUCGUACCUCAUCCGCGCUGGAAUAUGGACGUAUCCUGCUUCCGUGAUUCUUGGCCCCACGCUAUUUGAUAUCCCUGCUGAAGAAAUCUUUUUCUUUGUGAUUCAGACGUAUAGUACAAGUUUAUUGUAUAUUUUACUGAGCAAACCUGUAUUCUUUCCCGUGUAUCUUCCGGGCCGUCAAGAUAGAGAUCGGGAAAGAGGUAUCUUAUUACUUUCUUGGAGAACGCUAGGCCAAGUCGUUCUUGUCUGUACUUUCGCAGCGAGCUGCGGGUUGAUUUAUAGAGGAGGUCGUGGGACUUAUCUCGGUCUAAUAAUCGCGUGGGCUGUGCCUUUUCUUCUAUUACUUUGGUCUUUGGGAUACCAAUUCAUUCUUAGACUGUCUUUGUUAAAUACAUUGGUGCCUGUGCUUGUUCCCACAUUUUACCUCUGGAUCAUAGACACGAUAGAAUUAAAACGGGGUACAUGGGUGAUUGAGUCAGGAACAAAACUUGACCUCACUUUGUGGACGGGUCUCGAGAUUGAGGAAGCCACUUUCUUCUUGAUAACGAAUACGAUGAUUGUUUUUGGCCUCAUUGCAUUCGACACCGCAGAAACUAUCUUGGAAACCUUCCCUUCAUUAUUUCCUAAUGUCGGAAAAGUCCCUUCUCCGACAGAAUUGGUAAAGGCGUUAACUACGCCCACGUCUGUAUAUGAUCAGAGCCGCAUAAAUGGUCUACUGGCUGCAUCCAGAGUCCUCAAAAAGCAUAGCCGAAGCUUUCAUAUUGCCAGUUGCGUUUUCCCUGGGAGACUGCGGAUAGACCUUAUCAUCUUGUAUGCGAUCUGUCGAAUCGCAGACGAUUUGAUUGAUAGCGCUGCGUCGCAUGCAGAGGCCGAGCACUGGAUCUCCAGCCUCAAGUUGUACUUUGAACUAUCCUUUAACAAUGAGCCUUCUUCAAAGGCUGCUCUCAAGGAUUUCGUCUCAUCAACGUUUCCGGCGCCAGUCCAGUCCACAUUGUUGCUACUUCCGAGGGAUGUUCUCUCCGAACUUCCAUUUUACGAAUUGUUACACGGCUUUGAGAUUGACAGCAGUUUCUCAAAAGGCAGGGGCAGCUGGCCAAUUCGCACUGAUGCUGAACUUGACGUUUACGCACAAUGUGUGGCUGGUUCAGUCGGUGAACUAUGUUUACAGCUUGUGUUUUCCCAUAGCACAUUUCAUGGGUCAGAAAAGGACAAAAGUCGCUUGAUUGAGGCGGGCAGAAAGAUGGGCACAGCACUUCAAUUUAUUAACAUCGCGCGAGACAUUCGAACAGAUGCUUAUAUUGGCCGUGUGUACAUUCCUACAAGCUGGCUGAAAGAGGCUCAAUUGCGCCCUUUCGACGUGUUGGAGAACCCUGAUCAUGCUUGCAUGAAGAUAUUGAGGAGAAAGCUUAUAAUGGAGGGGCUAGAAAGAUAUUACGAGUCCCGGCAUGCUAUUGAAGAGCUUCCUGCUGAAACCAGGGGCCCAGUCCGAGUUGCGGUUGAAAGCUAUGUGGAGAUAGGCCGCGUGCUUCUUGAGAGUGAUGGCAAAUUACGAGCAGGCAAAGCAACCGUGCCUUUCUUGCGAAGACUGAAGGUUGUCUGUCGUUCUCUAGUAUGGAGCUGAGGUUGAACCGAAUAAAUACUGUUUUGUGUGCAAGCCACUUUUCUCUUUCAAUUAGAUGAUCACUUUCAGGUGGGUUUAGAGUAGUGCAUCCGCAAGACGAGAAGCAUUCCACAGCCAGCGCCGCAUAUAGCGCGGAUUUAAGGAUUUGAUGCGAAUUAGGCAAAAACAUUAGCGAUCAUAUCCCG